Molecule: messenger RNA, 2775 nt
Organism: Xiphias gladius (swordfish)
Lineage: Eukaryota; Metazoa; Chordata; Actinopteri; Istiophoriformes; Xiphiidae
Gene: arrdc2
Product: arrestin domain containing 2
Exons: 8
Coding region: 114-1373 (419 amino acids)
Biological process (GO): protein transport
Cellular component (GO): cytoplasm; plasma membrane
Source: RefSeq, a predicted model, not a curated record
UUAUAAAAGCCGGCUCCCCGUCGAACAUCCAGUCGGAGUGGACGCGGAUUUCGAAGCUCCCUCCGCCAGGCCCACGUUCGCGAGGACCGCCACGCCGCUCCCGUCCGGCAGGGAUGACGUUGAGUUCCAUAAAGUCUUUCACGCUGGAGCUGGAUGGUCCGGCUGAUGCAGCGUUCACCGGCGGGGAGGAGGUGUCUGGCCAGGUGGUGCUGGAGCUCCGCAGGGAGACUCGAGUGCACUCCAUGAAGGUGCAGGGUAGAGGGGUGGCCACGACACACUGGCUGGAGAACCGUGGCAUGAACUCCGUCUAUAACGACUACACCUCCAAGAUCACUUACUUCAGGAAGAGGCAGCAUCUGAUCCGAGAUAACGGUGAAGUAACAGUCCUUCCUGCUGGCAGACAUGAAUUUCCAUUCAGCUUCCAGCUACCAGAGGAGACACUGGUUACCUCCUUCGAGGGGAAACAUGGCAGCAUCCGCUACUGGGUCAAAGUUAAGCUACACAGGCCGUGGGCCACCGUCAAGAAGCUCAAGAAGGAGUUUACAGUCAUCGAGCCCAUCGACAUCAACACACCGGCCUUACUGGCGCCACAGGCUGGAACGAAGGACAAGAUGGCACGGGCUUGGUAUCGCAACUUUGGACAGGUGUCUGUAACGGCAAAAAUCGACCGCAAAGGCUACACACCAGGUGAGGUGAUACCCGUCUUUGCGGAGUUCGACAACUCUACCUCCAGAUCAAUUGUGCCCAAAGCCUACAUCACUCAGACCCAGACGUUCAUUGCCCGCGGCACCAUGAAACAGAAGCGCUCCGUGGUGGCCACACUGUGUGGUGACAUCGUGGGCGCCAGAAGCCGGGAGACUUGGCACGGUCGCGCCAUCAAAAUCCCACCCGUGGGCCCCUCCAUCCUGCAGUGCCGCAUCAUCAAAGUGGAGUACAUGCUCAAGGUGUGUGUUGAUGUUCCUGGAACAUCAAAGCUGUGUCUGCUGCUGUGGUCAUGGUGCAUCACCAUCCAUCCCAUCAUCCCAGGCCGGACAGUGUCAGUCAGCAGCCAGUUUUUAAGAGUUUUAACUGCAGUGAUGACUCAGCAGCUUAACGUUUGGACCUCUACUGUUCUGUUGAGUCAGACCAGUGGACUAAUCCUGCCUCUUUUCCCCACAGCUCCUCCAGAUUACAGCUCUGUGGUGACAGAGGAGGAGGCCGAGCAGUGCAACAACACGGUGGCCCCACAGCCGGCUGAGGACCUGAGUGGGAUCCUGGAGCGUCCCCUCAUGGCUUUUGUCCAAGAGUUUCGCUUCCGACCUCCGCCGGUGUACAGCGAGAUUGACCCCAACCCUCAGCCCUUCAACAUGAGACCUCGAUGCAUGACGUGUUGAACCAUGAGCCCUGCCUGAGAGUCAAGCGACUAAAAUUAAUGAAAAGAAUCAAGAGAUUUGUCUUCUCCUGGAUUACUUCUCUCUGAUAAAUGGCACCUGUUCCCACCAAGUGUUGUGGAGAGGGACUGGAGCGCCACAGAGAGGUCAGGAGAGAAGAAGGAGCUCACAGGAACGUGGUGUCAGUGGAGGAGCUGCCACUUCGUUUCCAGUCCAUAAAGUAAAGUGGACGCUUUCCUGUUCUGUUGAGAGGGAAGCAACUUCUCUACAUCAGUUCCUGUCCUCCCCAAGUGAUUUUUGGCUCCUGAUGAAGCGAGCUGCAAAUACCUCCCAAUCAACGAUUCCCUCGCGUGAAGAGAUUUUUGAGAUUUAAGGAGUUUGGGACAUAAUGGUGGGGGAGGGGUCACUUAUUUGUGCAACUCCAGAGAGUUGGAGUUGCAACUGGCGUUCAGAUGUUUGGAAAAAAAAAUCGCUCUUGAUAAGAUGACAUGAUUAGAAGUACAUUGUCAUCUUUGAGUGGCGUAAAGAAACUUAUUGCCUUCAAUUUCCAACUCUCCUUUGCCAGGCAACACAGUAGAUUUUAACAACCUACAUUGCUAUGCAUUGUGUGACUCAACGGCCGUGUGCCUGUGAUGAUUUCUACUGUUACUUAAGCACAUACUGUAUGUGAAGGUGUGAUGGUGGAGCAGACAAGUCAAAUAAGCAGAUAUAGAUGUAUUUUAUGCAUGCAGGUAACAAUAUGCAAAAGGGAAAACUACGUAUGCCUUAAUUAUCUGCAGUGGAAGAUCCGAUGAGAGUUUCAGGGAGUCGUUCUCUCAUAGAUUUGAAUAGAGCUGAAUGUAUUCUGAAAGAAUUUAGAGAGAAAACAGUUGGAGUGUAUGUGGAUGAAUUCCGAGAGUUGUUUUUUAAUGCAAGGCUUAAGGGGCUGAAGUGUCAGAUAGCUGUGGUUGUUGAUUUUAGUACAGUUAUAAAAUAGGAUGGGCGGUUUGUCUAUAAAGCUGCACGAGGCUCAUAGAUUAGCUCUCCCAGCUGCUAAACAAAAGGAGGAGGAGGAGGAGGAGAUGGAGACCUCUGAGCCAUGUGGUCUGAAGCUUUUGAUGGGAGCCAGAUGCCUCGGUGCUGUGGGGCACGUUGUGAAGCUCAGCCAGAGCACACCGCUCAGCAUUCAAGUCGAGCCUUAAGCUGGAGAUGCCACUGAAAUGUAUGGACAAAGAACAUUCCAAAAACUAAGUCGAGGAUUAUGUUUUCUCCUCAACUUCCAAAAAAACUGGUCUUCAGGGUCAGCAGUGCAACUUCCUUGGCACGCACUGAAAAACCGAAUGUAUUUUUAUACAAAUGCAACUGUUGAUUCACAAUCUUGCCAAAGUUUUGUAAUUGUUUUUUCUAAUAAAAAAGCUUAAAUGGA